GCAGGAGGAGGAGAAGUGGGGGGAGAAAGAACUUCAAAGCCGGCAGGUUGCCAUGGCAGCUGUCACUCAGGCGAUUUCCAUGGCGACGGGGCGGAGAGGGGCGGGGGUGCUGGGCUUGCUGCACGGCUGGGGAGCAAGUUCAGGUUCCCCCUUUGCAAGAGGCUCGGCUGCUGCGGCUAAGGCGGAGGUGGUCCGGCGGAGCUUUGGGACCCGAGCAGCGGCCAUGGCGGCCCUCAAGGUUGGAGAUAAGCUCCCCAGCGUGGAGGUCUACGAGGGAGACCCUAGCACAAAGGUGAACGUGGCAAGCCUCUUCAAGGGCAAGAAAGGGAUUCUUUUUGGAGUGCCUGGGGCGUUCACUCCUGGUUGCUCAAAGACCCACCUCCCGGGCUAUGUUGAGAAAGCAGGACAACUGAAAGGCAAAGGAGUGGAGAUCAUCGCCUGCCUCUCCGUCAAUGAUGUCUUUGUCAUGAACGAGUGGGGAAAAGCUCAACACGCUGAGGGCAAGGUGAGGAUGUUGGCAGAUCCCACAGGUGCAUUUGGGAAGGCUACAAACCUGUUGCUGGAUAAAGAACCACUUCGGGAUCUGUUUGGGACUAACCGAUCCAAACGGUUCUCCAUGGUGGUGGAGGAUGCGGUGGUGAAGGCCUUAAACGUGGAAGAGGAUGGGACAGGCCUUACCUGUAGCCUGGCCAACAACAUUGUCUCCCAGCUCUGAGUCUCAGACAGCUGUGUCUCUUGCAGCCGCUGUCCUCAGUGCUAAGAGCAACAUUACCCACCCCUCUGCAUGGCUCUCAGGUGGGGUGGCUGUAUCAAGAUACCACGCACAAAAGCCAGGGCACAGUCUAAACUACUCCUGGGGGAGGAGGGUGCAUUAUUUAGCUGCUUUUACCCCUGCUCUGGCAGUUCAGUAUUUCUUGGGUGUAAUCACCUGAAAUAAAGCUACGUUGAAUUAUC
Molecule: messenger RNA, 954 nt
Organism: Eublepharis macularius
Lineage: Eukaryota; Metazoa; Chordata; Lepidosauria; Squamata; Eublepharidae
Gene: PRDX5
Product: peroxiredoxin 5
Exons: 6
Coding region: 53-715 (220 amino acids)
Biological process (GO): cellular response to oxidative stress; cell redox homeostasis; hydrogen peroxide catabolic process
Cellular component (GO): cytoplasm; mitochondrion; peroxisome
Molecular function (GO): thioredoxin peroxidase activity
Source: RefSeq, a predicted model, not a curated record